Messenger RNA from Oxyura jamaicensis (ruddy duck), 1455 nucleotides. It is a transcript of the gene RSRP1, whose product is annotated as arginine and serine rich protein 1. The record is from RefSeq and is a predicted model, not a curated record. Lineage: Eukaryota; Metazoa; Chordata; Aves; Anseriformes; Anatidae. The coding region runs from base 78 to 1115 and encodes 345 amino acids. The transcript is spliced from 5 exons.
GACGAUCUUUGCCCGCCUUCAGAGGAGAAGCGGCGAAGUUUACCUCCGGUAGUAGUAGGCAGAACGCUUCUUACGGAAUGGAGACUGGGUAUUAUAGAACAACAAUAAAAACAGAAUCAGGUUCUGAAAGUAUCUGCAUGGAAGAAAUGAUGGUUAAGAAGACCGAUGAUAUGGCAGACUUCAUGGAUGACUUGAAACUCAGCUCACCAAAGAAAAGAUACUCUUGUUUGAGAUCUGAUAGAAGUUGUGUUAGGUCAUCAGCAAGGUCAUCUAGUAGAUCCUCCUGCAGUUCGCAGUCCAGUUCAAGUACAUCCUCUUCAGCUUCUUCCAGGAGUUGGAGCCGGUCCAGAUCCAAAUCACGGGCUCGACAAAAUAGUUCCCGAAGGUACAGAAGAUACUCUCGUUCCUUUUCCAGAAGCCGGUCAAGAUCAUGUGGCUACGUGAGUUACAGAGGAAGGUACUGUGCCAGACACUACAGGAGGUACCACCGUUCUCUGAGGUGUAGGUCAUGGAGUAGGUCAUGGUCUCGUGGAAGAUCCUAUUACAGAAGGUCCUAUUCAAGAAGCAGAUCACGUUCAAGAGGCCGAAGAUACUAUGGAUUUGGGCAAAGAGUAUAUCCUGAGGCUUACAGGAACUGGAGAAGCAGGUCACAAACAAGAUCUCGUAGUAGGUCACCUCUACAUUUGAGUGAAAAAGAAAAGAGGGAACUUCUGGAAAUUGCAAGAGCUAAUGCUGCCAAAGCUCUGGGAACAGAUAACAUAGUCUUGCCUGCAACUUUGAAGAUCCUUACUCCUUCCAAGGAGACAAAUAAUAUAAAACAAGAGUAUGAAGAUUCUGGGGAAUCAGAUGAGCAACCCGGAAAACUAACAGAAAAUAGAACCAAAAGUGGAACGGAGAGAGCAGCCACACAGAGGAGCAUUUCUUUCAGCCCUAAUAAUACAAUGGCAAAACCAGUACUACAGAGGCCAGCAAGUCAUGUUAAAGAACCAUCAAUUUCUCCAGGAAGAGAUGACAACAGAAAGGGAAGUCCCUAUGGGCAAUGGGUUCCUGUCAAGAAGGAGGAGAAAACAUUUGUAAACUUCUCACCUAAACGUGCACAGUUCCAGGCACGCUAAUAUCUUACUGUUUCUCAGACUGUAGUAUUAUGCAUACCCGAAUGGUGAGGUCUGAAGUUUUCUGAUCAGGUUGAAGACUUGUCAGUAUUGGGUAUUUAUUUUUGAAAUCUUUAAUUUUGAAAUCUUAGGUUUCUCUUUCAGAUAUAAAGCACGGUGAGCCAGAAGCCACAGAUGGGAAUCUUGUGUAUAUUUGUAAAUAUUUUUGUAUUGCUUUAAUGGCCUAGAACUUACAGGUGGGUAACUUUUUCUAAAGAACAGUUCAGUAGCUGUUAAUUUGAGCACUUGAAUUACUUGUGUAACUGUUGACUCCAAGUAAAUAUAUUUUAGUUUUGCACUGGCU